Messenger RNA from Condylura cristata (star-nosed mole), 475 nucleotides. RefSeq names its product transmembrane channel-like protein 3. The record is from RefSeq and is a predicted model, not a curated record. NCBI's taxonomy places the organism in Eukaryota, Metazoa, Chordata, Mammalia, Eulipotyphla, Talpidae. The coding region runs from base 225 to 464 and encodes 79 amino acids. Gene Ontology annotation, cellular component: plasma membrane. Gene Ontology annotation, molecular function: mechanosensitive monoatomic ion channel activity. The transcript has 3 exons.
CCCAGAUCCCCUCUCUCUGGCAGCUCAUCGCCGGCCAGCCCUGGGGAACCACGGCCAGCAAGACCAUCCCGAAGGAGCACCUUGCCUCGGCCCAGGACCUGGACACCGUCUGGUCCCUGGGGGGCUACCUGCAGUACUCGGUGCUCUUCUACGGCUACUACGGCCGCGAGCGGCGCGUCGGGCGGGCCGGCUACCGGCUGCCCCUGGCCUACUUCCUGGUGGGCAUGGCGGUGUUCGCGUUCAGCUUCAUCAUCCUCCUGAAGCGGAUGGCCAAGAACGCCCGCAGCAGCCUGGCCCGCGCGCCCAGCGAGAGCUACACCUUCUGCCGGCGGGUGCUCUGCGCCUGGGACUUCCUCAUCGGGAGCCCCGAGGCUGCGGAGAGCAAGACCGCGGCCAUCGUGAACAGCAUCCGGGUGAGGAAGGCCCUGGCCGGGCGGGCGCGGGGUGGGGCGGAGCACCUGUAGGAAGGGGCGGG